This is a messenger RNA of Toxotes jaculatrix (banded archerfish), 1045 nucleotides long. RefSeq lists its product as uncharacterized. The transcript is spliced from 5 exons. Bases 88 to 912 code for a protein of 274 amino acids. The record is from RefSeq and is a predicted model, not a curated record. Lineage: Eukaryota; Metazoa; Chordata; Actinopteri; Toxotidae.
GUUGGAGUUAAUGUGUAAACUGACGGACGUCAGUACCUGAUCAGUUCUUUAGUUUGUCAGAAAUCAUCUGAACCUCAUCAGGACUUGAUGGACCUGGUUGUGCUCUUCACUCUGUGUCUUUGCUGGUGGACGACAGCUGCCAGGUCGACAUGGUCAAAUAAACCCUCAAUAAUUGUCAGCAGCCAUGAGAUCGUGGACGGAGAGACGCUGACGGUCUCCUGUACUGUUCCUAUCGACUACACCGGAGGGGACUGUCGUCUUUUCAGAGAACACUCUACCAUCCCCAUCAAACUGAAGACAACUUCAAAUUACAUCUGUCACUUCCACCUGUCUUCCCAGGUGCUGCUGGGAAAACAACGGGUCGGCAGCCGGAUCUCAAUCUGGUGUGACUAUACCAUCCAGGAAUACACCUCAGUGCCCAGUGACAGGACAGGCAUCGUUGUCUGGGGCAGCAGUCCCAGUCCUGGUCUGUCGGUCAGCCAUCAUUUCAUCUCACCUGAUGACAGCGUGGAGAUCACCUGUUCCCCUCCGCUCCGCUUUGUCUCCAGCUGUCACUUCUACAGAGACGAAGUUGCCAUCGCAAGGGGGUCCUGCAGGAGGAACAUGACCGGGCGGGAGCUCUCUGUCUGGGAGAAACCCUCUCUGCUGCUCCCGGUCAACCUCACCUGCAGAUACCGUCCAGACCAACAUCGCUACAUCCGCUCAGAGCCCAGCAACCACAGCCUGGUGGUUGUAGUCGAUGUGAGUCGUACCACCUCAUCAGUCGACUGCAGCGUCUCAGUGACCGAUGAGCAUCUGGAGACUUUCAGCAACAGCAGCUGGACGUUUGGUGGUGGAGACGGACCGAAGGUCACAGUUCAACUGACAAACGGCAGCCUGGUGCUCAACCAGACCUGCAACGACAGACCGUGAUUUAACUACAGACAGAGACAAUGAUUCAACUACAGACAGAGACAGACCAAAGGGAUUUAAGCACAGACAGAUGUUUGUUUUCUGCAGUAAUGAAUUCUGAGCUGAUGGAAUAAAUGUUUUCCAUGAACACAGA